AUGGCGCAUCCCCAACCUCAACCAUCCGAACGGCCGUCGACCGCAGGUGGAUCGGUGCUCCUCCGUCCCUCGGCUCGUCCGAUCACCCGUCGCGUCGUCUCGGACCGCGACCAUCCUCAGAGCACCCAGUCGCUGCCCUCUACGGGCACCAUGACCCCCAAUCUCUGGAACGCCGUGCGUCAGCGGGUUCGCGUCGCAUCCGCACUCAAGAGCGAGACCAAGAUGGCUCAGCGUCGCUCGCGUGCCUUUGAGGACGCGCGCAGGUUCGAUGACGAGGGCAUCUCCUCCGACACCAUCCGCGGCGACGUCGGUCACCUCCUCGCUCCGGGACAGUACGCUGAACAGUGGCAGUCGCUCGCCCACCUCUUUGACGCGGCCGACGACACCGAUGAGGCCCCACGCUCCCGCUCCAGAUCACGCCUCAAACGCAGGAGCAAGCGCUUUUCCGUUGGUCCGUCGGGCGCUUCGGGAUCGUCGCUGAUCUACGCGCCUGCUGCCGAUGCCUCGUAUGACAGCCAAGCCAAUCGCUUGCGCCGAUCCGCCAGUACCGUGCAAGAGAGGGAAGACGAGAAUCCUGACGACUCGAUCGCGAGCCUCGCCCGCACGCCCUCCCUCAAGGGCAACUCGAGCAUCAAGCUCCGCUCCCGCACCUCACACACUGCAUCGGUCGCCGCUUCACCCGCAGUCGAAGACCUCUUUCCGCACCGGGUGUCCAUCAGCGAGGAGCCCGCCAGCAUGCUCGCCAACGAUCCCGACCAGACCCCACUAGGCGAGGAUCCGCUGCUCUAUUCAUCCGAGCACCUCCUCCUAGAAACCGACUCGGAAUCCGACUCCGAGUCUGGCUCCGACUCGGACAGUGAUUGCGACGCCGAUCGCGUUGAUGCACAAGCAAGGCAUCCUGCAUCCACCCUUGCCCCUGGCCAUGGCAGUCGAGGAACCGCUUCAGAACAAGAAACAACCUCUCGCGCCUCGCGCGACAUCGCUACGCCGCUCAAGACUGCCUACAGCUCUCUUUGCGGCUGGACCAAGGGAAACAACGUCACUCUGCUCCAUAGGAGCAUCGUCAAGUGUGCUCUCGCCUACCUGAUCGCAUCGCUCUUCACUUACUCUCCCGCCUUGAGCCGUUGGCUCGCAUCCUUCCUGCCCAACAACGAUCCCGAAGACGACGUGCCUUUCUCCAACCUGCACAUGAUAGCCACCGUCGCCGUCUACUUCCACCCCGCAAAAACGCUUGGCGCCAUGGUCGAGGCCGACAUCUUUGCAGUGGGUGCGUUUGUCUAUGCUGUCACUCUGGGCUUCUGCUCCAUGGCCGUCGCCGUCUUCCUGCACGAGACCAACCGGCUGCUCAUCUCGGAUAUUGUCAGCGUGCUCUUCUUCCUCGGACUCGGCAUGGCGCUCGUCGGCUACGCCAAGAUCAAGGUGGCCAAGCCGCAGUUCAACACGGCCUGUUCGCUCAUCUCGAUCAUCGUCUUCACCGUGGUUGUCAAAGAGGGCUCGCUGCAUCUCGGACACUUUUCGACCGAAAAGACGUGGCAGGUGACGCUCGUCGUGCUCGUCGGCUCGCUCAUCAGCAACGUCGUCUGCUUCUACGUAUGGCCGCAGAGCGCCACCACCAACCUGCAGAGCGACAUCGUGCGCAAUCUGCGCGGCUUCUCGACGCUGCUACGUGUGCUCACAAAGACGUUCCUGCUAGAGGAUCCAAGCAACUUUCACUUUAAGAGCGACCGCAUCAAGCGCGCCAUCGACGAUCACCACGACAGCUUCACCUCGCUCAAAAAGAACCUCUCGGAGGCCAAGCUCGAGUCGCUGUUUGACCUGCGCAUGCGCGGCAUGACGCACAAGUACGUCGAGGCCACCGACUCGCUCAAUCGCCUCGCCCAGCAUCUGACGGGCCUCAGGAGCAGCUGCGGCCUCCAGCACCAGAUCAUGGCUGUGCGCAAGGAGGCCCAGCGACUGGCUCGUGAUCAGGGCGAUUUGGCCUCGGUCGCGACCACUCAGCCAGGUGAAACGUCUUCGCAACCCCAAUCUCGUCCUGCGUCGUCCAGGCUGGCCGACCUGUUUGAGGUCGACGCCGAUUCUGACGCUGAGCAAGCCUCCGGCAAGGGAGGCGAGGAGGCUGCUGCGAUGAACCGCACUGCAGACAGUGCCACUGCGUUCGAAGACUUUAUCCAGAGCGUGGGUCCGCACAUGCGCAGCCUGGUCUUCUCUUGCGGUCGCACACUCAAAGGUCUGCGAUCGACCUUUGUCGCUCGAGAGCCGCUGAGCGCUGACGCCAAGACGCUGCACCAGGAAGCCUCGAGCUACAGUGCCAUGCACGGAGGCACGGGCACAUGGCACAAUUUCGGCACGUCGAGCGGCACCUAUGUGCCCGGCACCAGCUUUGACGGGCUUCAGACGGAUAUCUCGAACGCUCUGCGUCGCUUCCAGCACGAGCAGACGGUGGCCAUCAAGCGCAUCUACACCAUGGAGCCCAAGAAGCUGGCAGGAGCUGUCGAUGCGAGCGGCGAGGUGACAUCGGACCCCAGCGCACGUCACGCCAAUGGCGGCGUCAGCUCUCUGCUGCAAAAGACGAGCGGGGACGAGGAUGUGUUCCUGAUCUUCUUCUUUGUGUUCAACCUGGAAGAGUUUGCCAAAGAGCUCGAGGUGCUCAUCGAGGCGCUGGAGCAGAUUCGGCAGGCGGAGGAAGGCAUCGCUCUGGCGCGGCAGACGUCGGUGUGGAUGCGCAUGCGGCUCUUCCUCGCCACGUUUGGCACGAUGGUGUCCGAGUACGCCAGCAUGGUCGGCUGGCGAUGGGGCGAGGGCAGGAGGCGAAGGGGCCAUCGGGGUGGAGCGGGCGGCGUGGCCAAGAAGAUGACGACGCCGCUCGACUUUCCGUCGAACCGGCGCCAUGCGCGCAAUACGGACCAGACGCCCCAGGCGCUCACGUGGAAGGAAAAGAUGAAUCGGGUGGUGUGGAGCCUGGGCGAAUUCUUCCGUCAGCCGGACACCAAGUUUGCGAUCAAGGCGGGGCUGGGCAGCGCGCUGCUGGCGAGUCCGGCGUUCUUUCCGUCGACGCGUGCGAUAUUCACCAAGUUCCAGGGCCAGUGGGCGUUGGUGAGCUUCAUGGUGGUGCUGUCGCCUACGGUGGGGCAGUCGAACCACAUGAGCAUCCAUCGCAUGCUGGGGACGUUGCUGGGUGCGUGUGCGGCGGUGGGGGUGUACAAGCUGUUUCCGGACAACAAUGUGGUGCUGCCAGUGUUUGGGGUGGUGUUUUCGGUGCCGUGCUUCCGAUACAUUGUGGGCAAGCCGCAGCUGGCGUCGAGCGGGCGGUUUGUGCUGCUGACGUACAAUCUGACGGCGCUGUACUCGUACAACCUGCGCAAGACGGAGGUGGAGGUGGAGCAGAUUGCGUGGCAGCGGUUUGCGUCGGUGGUGGUGGGCGUGGUGUGGGCGACGGUGCUCAACCAGCUCGUGUGGCCGUUUGAGGCGCGUCGCCAGCUGGCGCUGGGCGUUUCGGACGUGCUGUUCAAGCUGGCGUGGCUGUAUCAGCGCCUGGUGCUGUCGUACUCGCGAGAUCCAUCGCAGCUGGGAUCGCGUAGGAGCGCCGGAGGCAGCGACGACGAAGACGGCGGGAGCGAGCGGGAGGAGGGAGAGGACGAGGAGGCGGCGCUGCUGGGCAGCUUUGCGAGUCGGCAUGGCGACGAGUUCCAGGCGAUCGAGCUGCAUCUGCAAGUGACGCUGAUCCAGCUCGAGGGGCUUUUGGCACAGACGAAGCACGAGCCGCGACUCAAGGGCCCGUUCCCCGUGGCGACGUAUCGAUCGAUGCUGAGCUGCUGCCAGAACAUCCUGGACAAGCUGCACAGCAUGCGGUGCGUGACGACGCGGCAGGACUGGUACCGGCACGUGCGGCGCGACUUUGUGAUUCCGGUCAACGCCGAGCGGCGCGAGAUGGUGGGCAAUGUGCUGCUCUACUUCUACACGCUCGGCUCUGCGUUUCAUCUCAAGAGUCCCGUUCCGCCCUACUUUCCACCGGCGGCGGCGUGUCGGGUGCGGCUGCUGGAGCGCAUCCGCGAGCUGCCGGUGGUGAAGCGGCGUGCGGUGCGCGGCUCGAGCGCAUAUCUGCUCUUCUACUCGUACGCGCUCGCCAUGAAGGACGUCAUCGACCAGCUCGAUGCACUGGGCCGGCUCACGCAGCAGAACUUUGGCGUGUGGGGCGGCGGCGUCGACGAGUUCGAACGCCUCUUUGUCGCCAGCGCCGAGUCCGCCGUGCCGAGCCCAUAUGCGAGCAAGAAGCCGUCGAGGAGCAACCUCGGUGCCGGCUCGCUGAUCCGAUAG
Molecule: messenger RNA, 4314 nt
Organism: Moesziomyces antarcticus
Lineage: Eukaryota; Fungi; Basidiomycota; Ustilaginomycetes; Ustilaginales; Ustilaginaceae
Exons: 1
Coding region: 1-4314 (1437 amino acids)
Source: RefSeq, a predicted model, not a curated record